GCUAAGCCGGUUUCGGAUUUAGCCAUUGUCUGACGAAGCGCGAUCCAAGGACCUAAGUUGUCCACAACUGAACAGUCGCGUCUCAUGAAACUCCUUGUUUCACUUGACCUCCACUUGUGCUUUUGCGGGUGGGAUUGCGGGCCUUCUCGCAGACCCUUAUAACAGGCUAGAAGCGCCGUUUCAUCUUAUUCAUCUUAACGAACACCGGAUUUCCACUCUUUCUUGUUAUCUACAUGGCUAAUGUUUCCAGCGUUCCUCAUAAUUUCGGUAGUGAUGCAGAGGGGCGGACUCCUUGCACACCAGAUAAGGAGAGAAGAAUUUACUCAAAAUCGACCAAGGUUUGUCGCUACUACGCAACCGGACAUUGUCGACGUGGUUCAGCAUGCCGUUUUGUGCACCUACAGCCGGAGAGUGCGCCACAAGAGUAUGCUUACCCUAACGGACCUGAUGUACACACGAAAACACCACAUAAGGGGUGGGAUCAAAACGUCGGCCAUAGUCAUGGCUACACAGCGUACGCUGUAUACACGGUAGCCCCACAUGUGGCACCGCACGGUUUCGACGCGUCAAGAAACGCUUUUGACAAUUCUACGGAUCUCUCUUCGUCGAGUGACUCCGCCUCGUCUGACCAUAGUUUGAACACAGCGUUCAAUGUCAUGACCCUCAAAGAACCCGUCCCGUCAGAACGGUUCCCUUCUGCGUUCUCACAAUCGUUACCAAGGAUCCAGUACCCCAACAACACGGGCACAUACCACAGCAAUGUAGCCCCUGGUAACAAUAGAGGACACACUCCAAUUAGUUUGAAUGCUCGAGCUGCCACCCGUAGGAAAGCAGAGCAAGAAAUGGAGAAAACAAUUCAAUAUAAAACUAAGCCUUGCAAAUUUUUCUCACCACUCAAAAAUUGUGUUCAAGGCGAUAAAUGCAGGUUUAUUCACGACGUAGAGAAAUGUAAACGGGCAAAGCAAGCUGAUCAUCAGGCCCGUAGGACAGCGCCAUCUCACUUGCCUCCGAAACCACGUUCACUUAUGGAAGAGCUCAAGGCACGCGAUUACCAUCCUAUUCCAUGGCGAGUGAUUGGUGGUGGUGUGAUGAUGGGGCUACCUUGCAAGGCGUUCUUAGCGGGCUACUGCCCCGACGGCGUAGCUUGCAAGCUGGCUCAUGAUACUGAACUCAAGAUUUCUCCCAAUGAUGUUAUGCAACUUGAGCUUGAGACACAAACGUCGGAGGCGUCUUCGGCAGUGUCACCCUCUGGACAACCAUCGCUAGAUUCAAGUACUGAGUCACAGCGCAGGACAGUGUCCACCGACUGCUCUUUUUCAUCUCGUGUUAGACACACCGACGGAGGUACAUCUGACAGCACGAGGGAUGCAGAAAAAAAUCUGUCCGCCCCAAACGACGCUGCAUCCUCCAAACAUCGACGUACUAGAUCAAUGACUACGCCGACUUCGCCGUCAGUUUUCCAAAUUCCUCAUGUGAGUACUGUCUACACGCUUGACAACGCCAUCUAACUAACCUCGAAAGAUUUUUGCGGAGUUGUGAGUCUUGUGACUGCAAACUAUUGGGGAGGGGGGGUCGACUACUGCCUUCGCCGAUUCGAUUUUCUUAAACAUAUUAAUAUUGCUCUCUAAGUGGUCGGCUGGGGGGCUUGCACCUAGAUUUUGAGGGUUGAUGGAUCUGAGCUUGUAGCAUGUAUGUAUCAUUAA
Messenger RNA from Suillus clintonianus, 1703 nucleotides. RefSeq lists its product as uncharacterized. Gene Ontology annotation, molecular function: metal ion binding; mRNA binding. Bases 234 to 1508 code for a protein of 424 amino acids. The transcript has 7 exons. Lineage: Eukaryota; Fungi; Basidiomycota; Agaricomycetes; Boletales; Suillaceae. The record is from RefSeq and is a predicted model, not a curated record.